Molecule: messenger RNA, 255 nt
Organism: Epithele typhae
Lineage: Eukaryota; Fungi; Basidiomycota; Agaricomycetes; Polyporales; Epitheliaceae
Exons: 1
Coding region: 1-255 (84 amino acids)
Source: RefSeq, a predicted model, not a curated record
AUGAUCCGCAGGCCUCCCACGACGAUCCCGCUCACGGACCUGGACGUUGCCCAGGUCCGGCUCAUGGUUCAACGCCAGAAGCUGGAGAAGCUCAGAGACCAGGCGAUAGAGGCAGAGAAGAAAGGUCUCAAGCUCGACAUAGAUCAGAUGGGUGAUCUCAUGGCGGGCCCGGCGUACCAUCAUCCUGACGAGUCGAGAAAGAAGCGGGAGGGCAUGACGCGCGAGGAGCGGCUGGGCUUGUCGCGGAUGCGAUGA